AUGGCUGCUCUCAGGAGGAAGCUGACUGCAGUCGGAGAUGACCACUGUGGUAAGACCUGCCUCCUCUUUGCUCUGCGUCACGAACAGCUUCCCAAGUCCUAUGAGACAACUCUGUUUGAUGCUUACACCGCUGACACAGAGGUGGAUGGAAAAGAGAUGAAACUCAUCCUCUUUGAUGUGGCGGGAAAAAAGGAAGUCAGUUACCAAAAUCUCUGCUCAGUGUUCUACAAGGACACUGAUGUUGUUUUAAUGUGCUUCUCUGUGGACAGGCCUGACUCACAGCAAAACAUCCUUGAAUUUUGGGUUCCAGAAAUCAAACUGUUCUGCCCCACAGUACCUAUUAUCCUGGUGGCUACUAAGAUAGAACUAAGGGGUGAUGAAGGUAUUAAAAAGAAAUUAGCUACUGCAGGAAAGAAGCCAAUUAACACUACAGAAGGAGAAGCUUUAGCUGCCAGCACUGGGGCAUGUGCUUACCUGGAGUGUUCUGCAAAGACAAAAGAAGGUGUAGAUGCAGCCCUGGAGAUGAUUAGCCAAUGUGCAUUAAAUGAGAAAAGGAGGAGAAAGAGGCACUACAGGCCCUGCCGAAUUUUGUAA
Molecule: messenger RNA, 594 nt
Organism: Mesitornis unicolor (brown roatelo)
Lineage: Eukaryota; Metazoa; Chordata; Aves; Mesitornithiformes; Mesitornithidae
Product: transforming protein RhoA-like
Biological process (GO): small GTPase-mediated signal transduction
Molecular function (GO): GTPase activity; GTP binding
Source: RefSeq, a predicted model, not a curated record